CUUUUUUUUUCAAUUUUUCAUUUAAAAUUUUUAUUCGUUUUACUCUUUUUCUCUCUUUUGUUCAUUUUAUUGAAUCAUAUCCAAUAUACUUUAUACUAUACUAUACUAUACUAUACUAUACUAUAUCAUCUUACCAUAUACUAUCUUAUACUAUCUUAUACCAUCUGAUAAUAUCUUAUAUUUUAUACAUUUUUACGAGUCUACACUAUCUCUCAUACCUCACUCAAUUCCACUCAAGUCCAUCUAACAAAGUUCAGCUCAAUUCAAUUCAUUUUUAUCUUUUUUCAAUUCUUUUGAUUUUAUUUCAAUUCCUUGAUUCCUGAUAAAAUUGAUAAAAUUGAUAGUUAGCCAACUUAAUUGAAUGAAUUCAAAUAAAUUAUCUCAAAAAUGAAUAAUAACAACCUCAAUAUUAACCCAAAUUUAAAUAUAAACAAUUACAACAACUACAGCAAUUACAAUAUUAAUAACAACUCUGCUAACAUCUCAAAUAACUCUAUCAUAAAUCCUAACAUGAAUAACCUCAAUUAUAACUAUAACUAUAACUACAACUACAAUCCUGACCUAUCCUCCUCUUCUUCCUCAAACCUUCAAUUCUCGAGAAGCAUGGCCUUUUCCAAUCCAACUUCUUUAAAUUCAAAUUCAAAUUCAAAUUCUAAUAUACAAAAUCAAUAUCAACAACAAAAUCAAUCACUACAAUCAUUUCCAAGCAAUCAAAAUUUUUACAGCACUAUUCAACCUCUGCAAUUAACUAAUAAUAGCUCGAUUCCUAUUCAAUCAAACUCAUCAAACCAAAUCUUCUCGUGCGAUUAUCCGGAUUGUGACACAAACAGACGAUUCCAAAAUGAUAAACAAUUAAAGAAACAUAAUUAUGAUUGCCAUGAUAACGUUUUCUUUUGCACUUUAUGCUGCGAUAAAUUUCCUAGAAAUGAUAACUGUAGAAGACAUGUUAACAUGAAGCAUAAAAUCCCAGUGGGAAAAUCCGGCAAAUAUGAAUUAAUAGAUAAAUACAUUUUAAGAAUUAAAAGAAAAGAUAUGAAGGAUGGUAACUUUAGAAACAUAGCUAAUGAAAUCCAAAAAUAUAUCGUUAAAAGAGAUCUCAAGCCUGAAUCCUCUGUAAUGAAAAAUCUAACCCUUAUUCGUAACGAUAUAGAUAAUUUUCGCUCUCAACCUCAACAAUUCUUUCAUGAUAAUCAUUCAAAUAACCAAAAUAUUCACAAUCCGCAAACACCAAAUAUCAAUUCCACUUAUCUUGAAAGAUCUGUGUCUUUUCAAAAUUUCAAUGUCAAUAAUGCUUUUACAUCCCAAUCUUCUUCUCAAAGUCUCAAUCAAUUUAACAGUAUACCUACUAAUUCGACUGCAAAUACUAAAAAUAACAAUAAUAACCUCAUGAACUCUCAAAUCCAACCACUCCAAUCAAUCCAAUCAAUCCAACCUUUAACUUCUGUUCCUCAAAAUGUUCCAACCACUAAAAACUCUCGAAUUAGAUUACCUCCAAUCUCAGCUUUGCAAUUAACUCCAUCGACUGAUACCAAUGCAAAAUUACCUCCUUUAAAUUUUAAUCAUAAACAAAGCUAAUUCUUUGAUAAAACAUGUUAUCUAUACCAACAAACAGCAGUGUUACCUAUAUUGAUUUUUUUUUCCUAUUUUGAAUGUAUUCUACAACCGA
Molecule: messenger RNA, 1666 nt
Organism: Ascoidea rubescens DSM 1968
Lineage: Eukaryota; Fungi; Ascomycota; Saccharomycetes; Ascoideales; Ascoideaceae
Exons: 1
Coding region: 388-1575 (395 amino acids)
Source: RefSeq, a predicted model, not a curated record